Molecule: messenger RNA, 1167 nt
Organism: Fraxinus pennsylvanica
Lineage: Eukaryota; Viridiplantae; Streptophyta; Magnoliopsida; Lamiales; Oleaceae
Source: the annotation of a GenBank genome assembly
AUGGCGGCGAAGAAUAUGGGAAAUAUAAGGAUUGUUUCGUGUAUAAUCUGGCUUGCUUUUUUCUGGUUGGUUGAGUGUGAAGACCGACGGAAACCGCUGAGGUUCGAUGGGAAAACGGGGGAGUUUAGGAUUCUGCAAGUGGCGGAUAUGCACUAUGCCGACGGUAGGAAAACUCCUUGCGAGGAUGUGUUUCCCCAGCAGAUGCCCUCCUGCUCUGAUCUCAACACCACUGCCUUCAUUCGCCGUCUCAUUCUUGCCGAGAAACCCCACCUCAUUGUUUUCACUGGUGAUAAUAUUUUCGGCUUUGAUGCCUCUAACCCGGAAAUAUCAAUGAAUGCUGCAUUUGCCCCGGCGAUGUUAUCAAAUAUACCAUGGGCUGCUGUUCUGGGAAAUCAUGACCAAGAAUCUACUUUAUCAAGGGAAGGUGUGAUGAAAUAUAUUGUUAAAAUGAAAAACACUUUGUCUCAGUUAAACCCUCCUGAAGCUCACGUUAUCGAUGGAUUUGGGAAUUACAAUUUGGAAGUCCACGGGGUUAAAGAUUCUCGUUUAGUUAAUAAAUCUCUUCUCAAUCUAUACUUUCUAGACAGUGGUGAUUACUCCACAAUUCCCUCCAUCCCUGGCUACGGCUGGAUCAAACCUUCGCAGCAGCUCUGGUUUCAACGAAUGUCGCUCAAGCUUAAGAGGAGUUACAUGAAGAAACCAGAGCCUCAAAAGGCUCCUGCUCCAGGGCUUGUGUACUUUCACAUUCCAUUGCCUGAAUAUGCAAGCUUUGAUUCGUCAAACUUCACAGGUGUGAAACAGGAAGGCAUUAGUUCAGCAUCUAUUAACUCUGGCUUCUUUACGACCAUGGUGGAGGCGGGGGAUGUGAAGGCUGCUUUCACAGGCCAUGAUCACCUCAAUGACUUCUGCGGUAAGUUAACGGGUAUAAAUCUAUGUUAUGCUGGAGGUUUUGGAUAUCAUGCAUAUGGGAAAGCUGGAUGGGCAAGGAGGGCAAGGAUGGUGGUAGCAUCUUUGGAGAAAACAGAGAAAGGAGCAUGGGGAACAGUCAAGUUUAUCAAAACGUGGAAGCAUUUAGAUGAUGAACACCUCACUUCUAUUGAUAGUCAGGUGCUCUGGAGUAAGAGAUCCAACAGUGGUCGUAGAAAGAAACAGAUUGGCCACCUAUGA